CCAGUGCCUACAGGCCGGGGGUGGGCUUGGAUGAAGACCCUUGCCCUAGCUGGAACUGAGCGGCCGUCUGUCUUUAGCUCUCAGGGCCAGAGCGGGGCAGGAGGAUGCGUCCCCGGCCCCAUCAUGGAGCUGCGCUGUGGGGGCCUGCUGUUCAGCUCUCGCUUUGAUUCGGGGAACCUCGCGCACGUGGAGAAGGUGGAGUCUGUGUCCAGCGAUGGGGAAGGAGCAGCAGGCGGGGUGGCGGCUCCCGCCAGCAGCCUCAGCUCCCCCGACUAUGAGUUCAACGUGUGGACCCGGCCAGACUGUGCGGAGACGGAGUUUGAGAAUGGGAACCGGUCCUGGUUCUACUUCAGCGUCCGGGGAGGAACGCCAGGGAAACUCAUCAAGAUCAACAUCAUGAACAUGAACAAGCAGAGCAAGCUCUAUUCCCAGGGCAUGGCCCCGUUUGUGCGCACAGUGCCGACCCGGCCGCGCUGGGAGCGGGUCCGAGACCGGCCCACCUUUGAGAUGACAGAGACGCAGUUUGUGUUAUCCUUUGUUCACCGUUUCCUAGAAGGCCGCGGGGCCACCACCUUCUUCGCCUUCUGCUACCCCUUCUCCUACAGCGACUGCCAGGAUCUGCUGAACCAACUCGACCAGCGCUUCCUGGAAAGCCACCCCCCCCACAGCAGCCCUCUGGAUACCAUCUAUUACCAUCGGGAGACGCUCUGCUACUCUCUGGACGGGCUGCGUGUAGACCUGCUGACCAUCAGCUCCUGCCACGGGCUUCGCGAGGACCGAGAGCCACGCCUGGAGCUGCUCUUCCCUGAUACCAGCACGCCCAGACCUUACUGUUUCACAGGCAAAAGGAUCUUCUUCCUGAGCAGUCGGGUUCACCCUGGGGAGACCCCGUCCAGCUUUGUCUUCAAUGGCUUUCUGGACUUCAUCCUUCGGCCUGAUGACCCCCGGGCCCAAACCCUGCGUCGCCUGUUUGUCUUUAAGCUGAUCCCCAUGUUGAACCCUGAUGGUGUGGUCCGUGGCCACUACCGCACAGACUCGCGGGGGGUGAAUCUGAACCGCCAGUACCUGAAGCCUGACGCGGUCCUGCACCCCGCCAUCUAUGGGGCCAAAGCUGUGCUCCUCUACCACCACGUGCACUCGCGUCUCAACGCCCCGAACGCCCCUGAGCACCAGCAGAGUCCCCAGCUCCCUCCCGGAGCGCCCCACGUGGACCCGGAGAAAGCCAGCAGCUCGCUCGCAAGCGCAAGCGAAGCGCACCUGGAGGGCGCCCCCGGCGGGGAGAACGCCCAGGCCUGGCCACCGCCCGCGCUCGCCGAACAGAAGCCCAGCAGCGUGUGGAUCGUGUCCCAGCCGGGCACCGAGGGUCAGCAGCCAGCCCCCGACAACAUCCCCCCCAAAGAGAGUGGGGUCGCCUACUACGUCGACCUGCACGGACAUGCUUCCAAGAGGGGCUGCUUCAUGUACGGGAACAGCUUCAGUGACGAGAGCACCCAGGUGGAAAACAUGCUGUAUCCAAAGCUCAUCUCCUUGAACUCAGCCCACUUUGACUUCCAGGGCUGCAAUUUUUCAGAGAAGAACAUGUAUGCCCGAGAUCGCAGAGACGGCCAGUCCAAAGAGGGCAGCGGCCGGGUUGCCAUCCACAAAGCCUCAGGGAUAAUCCACAGCUACACACUUGAAUGCAACUACAACACCGGCCGCUCGGUGAACAGCAUCCCUGCCGCCUGCCACGACAAUGGCCGCGCCAGCCCACCGCCGCCGCCUGCCUUCCCCUCCAGAUACACUGUGGAGCUCUUUGAGCAGGUGGGCCGGGCAAUGGCCAUCGCGGCGCUGGACAUGGCCGAGUGCAACCCGUGGCCCCGCAUCGUGCUGUCGGAGCACAGCAGCCUCACGAACCUGCGGGCCUGGAUGCUGAGGCACGUGCGCAGCAGCCGGGGCCUGAGCAGCACCGUGGGCCUGGGCCUCGCCAAGAAGAGAGGCGCGCGGACGCCGCCCAAGAACGCCAGCGGGUUGCCCGUCACCGGCUCCGAGAACACCCUGAGCCGCACGCGCAGCUUCAGCACCGGCACCAGUGCCGGCGGCAGCCAGCAGGACUCCCCGCAGAUGAAGAGCUCCCCCAGCUUCCCUUUCCAUGGCCUCCGGCCCCCGGGGCUGCCAGGCCUGGGCUCCGGCGCCCAGAAGGUCAGCCAGCGGGAGCUGGGCCCUGUCAGAGACCCCCGCAGCCAGGACAGGAGACGGCGACAGCAGCCACUGACUCAGCGCCCCACCUCGAGCAGCCUGGCUGCAUCCCAAACUAACUCUAGCGCGGCCUCUUCGCGCAGCAUGGGCUCCUGCCUGCUGCCCGGCUCGCUCAGCACCUCAGGGGCUGGCUGCUCGUUCCUGUCUUCAGGGGACAAGCCAGAAGCUGUGAUGGUGAUCGGGAAAGGCCUUCUAGGGGCGGGGCCUCGGAUCCCCUGCAUCAGGACCCGACUGCAGGCUAGGCCCAGGCUGGGCCGGGGCUCACCGCCGACUUGCGGAGGGAUGAGAGGCUCUUCCGGCCCCACAUCCCCCAUCUCCCAGACCAAGGAGUGCAGUGAGCCGGAGCCGGGACCCCUCUGUGCGCCAGGGCUGCCUCGGGCCAGGCCCUCGCGGCCCCAUUCUGCCCCUGCCCUUUCUCCUCUUUCCAGUAGUCUCUCCGACUACCCUGCCCGGACUUGUUACAGUGGGGGGCCCUUGAGCCAGCCUGAGGUUUCUUUUGUCCCCAAGUCUCCCCCGCUUACUCUCUCCCCCCGGGUGUGACGCC
Messenger RNA from Sorex fumeus (smoky shrew), 2779 nucleotides. RefSeq names its product AGBL carboxypeptidase 5 (gene AGBL5). The transcript has 15 exons. Gene Ontology annotation, molecular function: zinc ion binding; metallocarboxypeptidase activity. The record is from RefSeq and is a predicted model, not a curated record. Gene Ontology annotation, biological process: protein deglutamylation; proteolysis. The coding region runs from base 31 to 2775 and encodes 914 amino acids. NCBI's taxonomy places the organism in Eukaryota, Metazoa, Chordata, Mammalia, Eulipotyphla, Soricidae.